Molecule: messenger RNA, 8918 nt
Organism: Amphiprion ocellaris (clown anemonefish)
Lineage: Eukaryota; Metazoa; Chordata; Actinopteri; Pomacentridae
Gene: rusc1
Product: RUN and SH3 domain containing 1
Exons: 12
Coding region: 271-5619 (1782 amino acids)
Cellular component (GO): cytoplasmic vesicle
Molecular function (GO): protein binding
Source: RefSeq, a predicted model, not a curated record
CUGCUGGAGCGGGGAGGAGGGAGGAAGAGGAGGAGGAGGAAGAGGAGGAGAUGCUAGACGCUCGCGAGAAGACAGCUGCUGAUGCUGUCGGGAUUCACAUUCGCUCGGACUGGGAUGGACGAGAUGGAGACCUUCAUCCAUCUUUACGUCGAUCUGCUGGAUCUCGGGAGUCAAGCCAAGAUGUGACUGUCACGCCACGUCAUAGUUUGGAUCAGUUCGGCCUUGUUUCCAUAGCAACAGAGAUAUCAGCGUAUCCUAAGAAGUCCCACCAUGCAGUCCUCCAGCUGCUCCUCUCAGCCUCCCAAGCCACGACGCUUCGACGUCAGCAGGCGGACCAACGCCUCGGCGGGGCCAAAGUCAAACGCUUUCCAGAGGGAGGAUAAAAACAUGAACACCAUCGCUGCGCCCUCCCCUCGGCGGGCGACUAAGACCCCGGCGGCUCUGUCCAGAACCAGGGUGCCGCCUCGAGCCCCGGUGAGCCAAUCCAGGCUGAGCUCACAGAAACAGGCGUCCUCCACCGUCUCCAAAUCGACCAAACCCAAACCGAAGAACGCCCGUGCGUCAGCAGCAAACCAGAUCGCGCCCGCCAACGUUGCCAACGCCGCCGCCGCUUCUCCGCCUCCUGCGCUUCCCUCCGUCCUCCCCCUCGACCCGAACUGCAACGAGCCGAGCCUGCCGUGCCUGUGCUGCGAUGGACGCUCCCCGCAGGACAACAACAGCAUGUUCAACCACAACCACAACAACAACAACACCAUCUCCCUUCGGCAGCAGAUGCAGCUCCCGCCUCCUCCGCCCUCCAUGCCCCUGAGGAAGGAUGGGACCGGAUCCAAGGAGCCUCCGUCGCCGGCUCAGGCCCAGCUGGAGCCCCCUGCCCGGCCUGCUGCCAAUCUGGAAGAGAAGAGGGAGCUGGACAACAAGAAGAAGCUGGAGGUGGAAGACGACGAUGACGAAAGCAGCGGAGAUAUUGAUAUUGAUGAUAAUGAUGAUGACGACGAUGAUGACGACACUCUGGUACCUUCAUGUUGCGACUGCCCCCCAUCCCUCCUGGAGUUCUCGCUGUCCUCCUCGACCUCCUCGUCCUCCACCUCCAUCAGCUCCUGCUCUGAUCUGGAGUCCGACUGUGCAGAUCAAUCUGCCUCCAUCUGCGACAAUCUUUCCCCCAAAGACCACCCCGAGCUGCAGCCUCCUGCUCGCUCACCUCCAUCACUUCCUCUCAACCGAAACCCUUUCGUCUUGACGUCGCAUUCCCCAGUUGCCCCCUGUUCCCCGGACGAAGGCUACCCGUGUGCUCUGGACUCCCCUUCUCCUGACUACUUGGGAGUCAAAGGUGACUCUGAGGUCGCCAAACUGGGCCUGCUCGACUUCCUGGAGUCGGUGGGGGAGUUUGGGAAAAUGGAGCGCUUCAGCCAGGUGAUCCAGGUGGCUCGCUGGGACCUGGAGGGGGAGCAGCACUGGGACGUCCUGCGGGAUCGCUUGGAUCACCUGGAUCGCUUGGAGAAGGUGAACCGGGAGGUGAAGCUGGCCUACGUCGCCAGACUCCACGAGAAGGGGUUUGACCUCGGAGAUCUGGAGGAGCAGGACCUCUCGGACGUCAUGGACGAGAUGGGGAACAUCGACAUUCCCUGGAAGUUAUAUAAAAACCGCGGCGGGUCAAUGGGAGACUCUCAGGAGUUUUCGGACGCCGGCGUCGACCUCACGGCUCCGUCGGACUGCGAGGAUCCUCUUGCUCCAGACUCCCUCACGCCUUCCCCCGUCGAGCCACCGCCGAGGCCCCCGAAGCCUCCGGCACGUCAUGCCAGCGUGAACUCGGACCUCCACACCUACAUCAACAUCAGUAGGGAGACCACCUCCAUGGCCGUCUCCACCUCCCCCACGCUGACCACCUUCUCCCCCAACUCCUCCUCACCAACAUUCACCACCUUCAGAUGCGAGAAAUCCCCGCCUCCGACUCCCCCAUCCAUCCCUCCCCUCCCCGCCUCUAAACCGGUCCCUUACCUCACCCUCUACACCACCCCAUCUCCCCUGCCGGCCAUCCCCACCCCGACUCCUCCCAUCCCUCCCCCUCGGAGGCGCCACCUCGCCCGGAAGGAAGCCCAACGCCUCGCCGCCCUUCAGGCCGAACAGGAAAAGACGCCGCUGUCCCUGCCGCCUCCCACCACCCGACCUCCGCCUCUUCCUCCCCCGCCCGUCAUCUCCAUCUCCUCCUCCUCACCCCCUGCCAUACCGCCUCCCCCAGCCCUGCCUCCCCCUCCGUCCUUCCACGCUCUGGACGUAGAGAUACGGAAGCUGCUCAUGUUGGCCGGAUUGACCCAAGCGGAGCUCCUCAAGCUCAGCCCGGAGUUGGGCGUCUGCGUCGGGGGACUGGAGGACAACGGAGAUAACUUCCCUCGAUCCGUAGAGUCGCAAAGCUUCAGACUGCGAGAAAGUGGGGAGGAGGGUGACACAGGUAGGUCGCAGAAGUUUGAUGGGAAAGCGGAUGUAGGGGACAACGACAAAAAGAAAGACGAGAGCAAAGACACCCAAAGAACCACCUCCUUCACGGAGAUGGCGAGAAGAAGGAAGAGGAACACUGCUGUGCCGUCCGACCACUACUACACCACCAGUUUCACACAUGAAACUAAAGCAAAGAGCUACGAGACUUUCCAUUACCCCACCGAGGUACCAGAUUCGCCUCCGCCUCCUCCACCUCCUCGCCCUUUACCCCCGAUUCCGCCAUCUUUACCGUCCCUUAAAGUCAGCACUCUACCCGCCAACUCCGAGCAACCGGAGCGCUUCGACUGGCUCAUCGCCUUCACACCCGAGUGCGAAGCCCCGCCACAGCUUCCGUUGCUAGAAAAGAGAAGAUCCCACGCGGAGACCCAGCAGAAGAAGCCCAGCCCUCCAGCUCCGAAGGUCACGACGUUCAAGGAGCUGCGAUUCCGCAACAAGAGCGCCUCCCCUCCGACGAAGGUGAUCACCGAGCCCGACCCCGACCCCACGGUCAUCACCCCGGACCCGGACAUCCUCUACAACCUGAAAUGGAGGCGGGAGACGAUCGGCAGCGACGGCAUCCAGUGGGAGUACACCUCCCAGGCCCAGGCCCUGUUCAUGCAGCCGCCGCCGGCCCUCACCUCCAUGGCCGCCCUGAAGGAGAUGCUCCAGAGGGCCGACGAGGAGGGAGGCCGGCCGGAGCUGUGCCCGUCGCAGAAGAUGGGCUGCUCGGUCAGCGACAGCAGCCUGUGGACGAUGGGCCGAGAGUGGGAGGAGAAGGAGGAAGAGGAGGAGAAGGAGGAGGUGAAGGUGAGAGGACGAGCCGAUGGAGGGCGGACGUUUGAGUCGAGAACCACAGUUUCCUCCCCCCCACUCUCCCUCGCCCAGCCCUCCUCCUCCCAGCCCUCCCAGUCCUCCCAGCCCUACUUCCUGCACCGCCUGCCUCCCUUCCGCCCCGGCUUCUGCCCCUCCCAGCCUCCUGCAGAUCCUCGACCCUGCAGCCACGCCGGCCGAGAGUCCACCGCCGGGCCUCAGCGGGCUCCUCCAGACUCUUUGUUUAGCUCUCCCCUCCACUUUGAGGAUGACUUUAGCCCAGACGCUCCACCGAUGAGCGACUCGGUGUGUAACUUUGACUCCCUGUAUGAGUCGGAGAGGCCGAGCUGUGAGGCGUCAGGCUGCACGACGCCGUACAAGAACGUCGACGUCACGACGGCGUUCUCUGGCGGUGUCGCUGCUGCCGCUCCAGACUCGGAGCAGGUUAAGGCGAGGGCGUCCAAAGAGCUUCCUCCCCUGCCCUCCUACUUCCUGUACCACCCCAAGAACUGCCCCCUGCACCGGGGCGCUCCCCCCCGCCUCUCCCCCAUCGGCGCCCUCUCCCCUCCCCGUCGCUCCGGAGCCCCGCCUCCGGGCGCCGCCGCCGCCGCUUCCUGCCUCAGCUCCCCACUGUUCCCCCGCUCCCACACCCUCCCCGCCCUCGCCGCCCCGCUCUAUUACCCCAACCUUUACCCCCCCGUGCCCCCCAGAGCGCCUCCCCUGCCCCCCAAACUGCACCAGGCUCCUCCUCCUCCGCCGUCACGCCUGGCGACUGUUCGCAGCGUUUCCUUCGCCGGCUCCAUCCAGAAGACCGACGCUCCGUGGAUGGGCGAGCAUCCGGUGAGAGGUCUGGGCCUGUCCUCGCUGUGCCUGCAGGAGAAGAAAGCUCUGGUCAGCGCCGUCAGCGUGGCAGUGGAAGCUGUCUUGGCUCAGUUCAGCUCGUCUCGGACCGUGGUUCAGAAGGCUUUAUCAGGAGACAGCACCAUAAAUCCAUCUCUGGGCCGUCUGGUGCUGCAGUGCCUCUGCCCCGCCCUCCACAGCCUGCUGACCGACGGCCUCAAGCCCCACCAGAGUGACCUGAUUGCAGGCAGGAGGCCCAACUCUGCCUGGGGUCUGGUCCAGGCCUCCACCCGGCCAGGUCCUAGAACUCAAGCCUUGUUCAACCUCCAAGUCCGUGUUGGCGAGCUGCCGCAGCUCAGACAGAGCAAACACCGGUUCAACGCCUUCCUCCUCGGCCUGCUGAACACCAAACUUCUUGACUCCUGGUUGUCUCACCUUCAAUCAUGCAGCGAUGUUCUGGAGACGUUCUACCGCCCGUCCUCCUUCAUGCGUCUGUCGCUGAUGUCCUGCCAGCCGUUGUUUGAGGAGCUUCUGCUGGUGCUGCAGCCUCUCAGUCUGCUCACCUUCAACCUGGAUCUCCUGUUCCAGCACCACCGCCUGGAGCCCGACGGCCUCCGGCCCGACAUCCCCAGCCCUCCUCGCCAGGACGCCGGACUCCAUGGGGCGGUGAAGACCUGCCCGUCUAAAACCGCAGGCGGUAGAUACAUGGAAAGCCUCUCAGACGUGAACUUUGGGAGUCCAGAACAUCAGGCAGCUAAAGACGUGAAGUCGUCGCCGUCGGCCGAUUCGGGAUCGACGGACGCUGUGAAAGCUUCUGUUCCUCUGGCCCAGACCAGUCCUCAGCUGCUGUGGGUUCAGGAGAAGGAGAUCGGAGAUUUACUUCCACCAAACAUCGAGGAGGACAGCUUCGCUCAGCAGGCAGGACAGGUGAUCCAGCAGGGUUGGGGGGCCGUGAUGCGCUGGGGAGGCCGACUGAGCCAGAACCUGGCCGAGCUGAGCCAGAAGAAGGACGACUUGAAGGCCGAUCUGCCGGACCUCCAGGCCCAGACGGGCAGCGACUACACGGCGGUCAGCGGCGGCCCUCAGGUGCCCUGGGGUCUGGGUCGGCUGUUUGGAGCCUCCAAGAGCCCCAACAGCCCGACGGGUCCGACUCCACCAACCAGACGUCCCUCCCAGUGGUUGGCUCCUGGAGUCACCGCUUUGACCCGGAUGGUGAGCAGCAGCUCCAGCCCGAUGCUCAGAAGAACCCCGGAGCAGCCGGAAGAAAUCCAACCGGAACCGGAGAAAGACGUGGACGCCCUGGAGAUGAAGGACAAACCCCGACCACUCAGGUCCGUACGAACGCUGUGCGACCACGCCGGAACCGGCUCCGAGCUCAGCUUCCUGAAGGGGGAGGAGCUUGUGGUGCUGGGGGGUGUGGACCAGGACUGGAUUCGCUGUCGUCAGGGAGCCAGGGAGGGGCUGGUACCGAUCGGCUACACCUCCCUCAUCAUGUGACUCCGACAGCUGCUGCACUACUAAACCAAUACAAAAAACAAAAAAACAAACAAACCAAUAUCUAUAUUUUAGGCGAGCGCUGAGAGGUUGCGGCGCGGCUGCACUACUGUGAGGGAUAUUUCACGCCAGGCGCCAUCUGUUCCACUUUCCAUGACUCCUCCCCGACACCAUCAGCUUGGUAGCAUUCGGCUAACGGAUUCUAGCGGCAGGAAUCCAGCCGAGGGUGUGAAACAAUCGCGAGUUUUAGAGCAUUUCGCACCUUUGACAUUUGAGUGAAGUAUCCCUUUUCAGACGUCUUUUUUCUCUUCCUGCUGCGAGGAGGCGACGCUCGACGGCCUAGCGUUAGCCACGUUAGCGCCUCCAGCCGCGGAGUCGUGGGUUUCGCGGGUUUAUCGAGCGGAGAAAAGAUGCGUCAGAGUACUGAGCCGAAGCUCCCGUUGCAUACUGCGUAGUAAUGUAGUGAAUUGUAGCCGUGUAGAUCCGUGUUCUCUUGACCCCUAAUGACCUCUCAUCCCUCUCGCCUUGUUCAUGCGUGUUUCUGCUACUAUAUUUGACUGUAUAAAUAUACAUAAAAAAAUCUAUCUAUAUAUAUAUAUAUAUAUAUAUAUAUAGGUAUAUAAAUUGAGAUUAUUACCAAGAUAGAUAGAAAGAUAGGCGAUCAGGAGAGCAGAUAGUGAAACACAAGCAUCGGUGCGACUGAUUAAACAUCCACUCAUCUCAUGUUUAAGUGCUGUUUAUUUUCAAAUCCGGUAUCUUCCCUCGUGUGUGUGUGUGCGCUUUCGCCAUUGUCUUGCUGUCGUAUUCAUAUUAGAUUUAGCUCAUAUCUUAAAAGUGUAAGCGUGCCAUGAAUGCUUUGAGCGAAUGCCAGAAGACAUAUUUAUCCCGCACAGGUAAAGAAGAUAUCAGACAACAGCGAUCUGUAGCUAAACCUUACAGAGGCUCCGUGGGUCGGAGUCAAAACCUCACAAAAACACCUUCCAUAUCAUCACCAAUCCCACCUGCGUGCUUCACUGUCGGGACUGUGCGUUCACUGUGGUAGUCCUGGACCACAUCCGAGGUCGGAGUGGAAAAAAAACCUCACAGAACUGCGCUCAGCUCUCGUUUGACGCUAUCUGGACUCGAUACAGCAGUAAAAUCCCGGGUGUUGAUGUGUGAUUCGUAGACGCUACGGUAAAGUCUGUGGGUUUCGGUGGCUGGUCUUCACCUUGUACCUCAGCUUUUUGUAUUUAUCUCCCCGUCAUAAUCAUUGAUAUUAAUGAUAGUGGUUAUCGGUGGAUGUUGCUCAUAUGAAAUACGUUGCUUUGUGUCAUAUUUAUCAGUUAUUCUCUAGAUUCUGUAUUGAUGACUAUGCAUAUGGUUCAGUGUGUUUUUGUUCGUUUUUAUUUGGUGUUAGCAUGCAAAGUGGACAUCCAGACCAUAAGACAAUAGCUUAAAAGAAUAUAUAUGUGUAAACUACCGUUCAAAAGUUUGAGGUCACUUAGAAAUGUCCUUAUUUUUGAAAAAAAAUUACCAAAAGUACUCAAAAUGACAAAAAUGACCUAAAAUUGCCCCAAAUUAGUUAAAAUCUGCCCAAAAAGGACUCCAAACUGCCCAAAUUAAAUAUAAAAUCCACGAAAAAUGAGUUAAAGCUGUUUAAAAGGCUUUGAAACUUGUCCAAGGUAGCUUAAAAUUGUCAGAAAGGACUCAAGAUGACUUGAAACUGUCUAAAAUGCUUUGAAACCUGUCUGAAAUCACUCAAAAUUGUGCUAAAUGACUCGAAACCUGUCCAAAAUGUGGUGUGAAAUGAUGGGAAAUGGUGUAAAUCAGGGCAGUUUGAGGAGUGGUGUGGAGGCCUGGAGCUCCUUGUACCUCCGGGGCGAUGUAGUUGGUUCAGGAGGUGUUGCCCUCAAACAUGCCCUCCUUGAUAUCCCAAAGUCAGCUAUCUUUAAAGUCUGCCAGAAUGACUUAAAACUGUGAAAUUCUUCCCAAAUUGUCCAAAAUUAGUCUAUAAUGAAUUAUAAACUGUCCAGAAGGACUCCAAACUGCCCCAAAACCCCCUGAAAUGUGUCCAAAAUAUGUUCAAAACUGUCUAAAAUGCUUUGAAUCCUGUCUGAAAUCACUCAAAAUUGCACAAAAUGACUGGAAACCUGUCCAAAAUGUCUUGACUCAUUUUCAAUGUAGAUCAAAUUAAAUGAAUCAGAAAUACAGUCUAGACAUUGUCAGACCUAGACUUCAUUGUCCCCAAGGUGAAAUUCUUUUCCACAGCACCAUCCUGCUUGAUUUACAUUGACAGGACAGUCCAAAAAAAAAAAAACCCAAAAACCACACAUUUUACAAAAACACUGUUCAACAGAGGUGUAGUUUUCACUCUGGCCACAUCACCUGGGCCUUUUGUUAAGAGUUGCUAAAACAGAUGGAAUCAGGGUUUUGCCUAGUCGUGCAUCUCAGUGUUCUGUAUCUACGUCCUGUAGUCUAGACAUUGCUAAUGUGGUAAAUGACUAUUCCAGCUGGAAACGGCUGAUUUUUAAUGGAAUAUCAACCAUCACUCCUGUGUUCUAAUGCUACAUUGUGUUAGCUAAUGGUGUUGAAAGGCUAUUGGAUGGUUAGAAAACCCCUCUAAAUGUGUGAAAUUGCCUGGGCGACCCCAGACUUUUGGACGGUAGCGUAACUAAAAGAGCCUGGCGAGGAAAGGCUGACACUGAAGGACCUCUACUGAAUCCAGCAGGAACAUUUCAACGCUCUAAAUAAAUCAGGGAACGCUCGGCUCUUCGAAGUUUCCUCAUGUUAUCGUGUCAUGUAGCAUGAGAUUACCGGCGCUGCGCUCCAGUAGCGUCGAGUCAAAGCUGAUGAUAAAACGCCAUCAAAUGGGUCACAUGUAUAGGUGUUUAAAUUGAGAUGAAAUAUCAGUGGACACGUUUAACUGUUCUGUUUUUGAGCUUGUUUUGAAAGCCGUUUAUUUAUCGGAUGUGCUAUUUAUUGAUCUGGAGGUUUCUGAAAGGGGAACAUCCGGCCCAUCUAGUGUCUCUCUAUCUAUCUGGGUUUCUUCAUGUGUGAGAGUGUGCACAUGGCGGUGUACGUGGCGGUGAAAGCAGCGAUGAGCGAGAGCACUUCGAUGCGUCUGCACAUCCUGCACUUUCACUCCUAAGUGUAACUAUGACUUCUGUACCUUCCUCUUCCUCUCUGGUGUCAUGUAGCCCGUAGACCUCCCGGUGUCCUACUGUUGCAUAUAGUCGAGUGGCCCUGCUAGUGUCAGUCACUGUCCACCUCCUGCAUGUGCUUGUUUGUAAAUACACCAAAUAAAAGGAUCUGUAUAAACCAAA